CGUGAUUAGGUGCCGUAAAGUGCCGUUGCCGGCUGUCGUGAGGCAGAGCAUGGCUACUUCGCUGAUAUGUGCCGGUACUGUCAGCAGGGUGAGCUCUGUGCUGAACAGAGAUUCCAAGCAGUUUGGUAAGAAGCACCUGUUUGAUGGCCACGAGGAGACGUGCUGGAACUCCGACCAGGGGGCAAUCCAGUGGGUGCUGCUGGAAUUUCCUCAAAUGGUAAAAAUUUCAGAGGUGCGACUGCAGUUCCAGGGGGGAUUUGCUAGUACUGACUGCAGACUGGAAGGUUGUACGAAGAAUGAAGACAUGUUUACAAAGCUAGCUAAUUUCUAUCCAGAAGACAAAAACUCCACCCACAGCUUUCCCAUCCAUGGAGACCCUCUGGCCCACAAGCUAAAAAUAGUGUUUGAGAACAGCACAGAUUUUUUUGGGAGGAUCAUUGUUUACAAGCUGGAUGUCCUGGGAGAGAAGCUCUGACAUUCUCUGAAUGGCUUGAGAAAGUGAAGUUUGCCGAGUUGCCAAGAUGUAUACCACCUCCCAGUGGGUGAAGAGCAGUGCAAAUCAGGUUCACUGGUGGUGAUUUUCAGAGCAAGGUUUGAAUGUCUGGAUAUUUUGCUUUGUAGCCAUGAAAACACAUCAGGAUAAACUGAGUAUUCACUCUUUAUGACCUCAUUUAGCUGAACACCAAUAUCACUUUUGAAUUCUGGUGUAACCCAAUAAUGGAAGAUUCCAUAUUUAUGCUUUACAGCCAUCAUACAGCAUGUAGAAACCACAAAAAAAUUGUUUCUACUAAUUUUUUUUAUAAAUUUUUAUAGAGCACAUUUAUACUGACAAUUUAAAUGCUUUGACCAGAGAAUGACAAAACAGUGGGCUAGCUAUCAUGACUUAAACUAGCAGACUGGUUGUAUACAUUCAAUAAAUAUGCAAUGAACUAAAUAUUCAUGAUUGAGUGUCUGCUUUUAGCACUUUUACUGCCCCCAUCUUUAAUCUGAAACAAUCGUACAUUUUUAGAUACCAUUUUUGGUAGCAGGGCUUAAGUCAUUCUUGCUAAUUAUUUGAAUUGUCACUGACUAAAAAGAACAUUUCAAGAAUUGCAGGCAGGCUCAGACCAUAACUAAGUGCCUCAAGAAUAAUGUGCUGAAUAAAGAUUCUUUUUUAAGUCUUGGAUAAAAAUAUAAAAAAAUGCUUAACUCAUUUGAUUGUAUGAUUAGGUUGCAUUUAAACAGUUUAUAAAUACAGUAAAUAAAGAUUCUGAUGAAAAAGG
Molecule: messenger RNA, 1262 nt
Organism: Erpetoichthys calabaricus (reedfish)
Lineage: Eukaryota; Metazoa; Chordata; Cladistia; Polypteriformes; Polypteridae
Gene: nr2c2ap
Product: nuclear receptor 2C2-associated protein
Exons: 5
Coding region: 50-475 (141 amino acids)
Source: RefSeq, a predicted model, not a curated record